Messenger RNA from Silurus meridionalis, 2414 nucleotides. RefSeq names its product glomulin, FKBP associated protein a (gene glmna). Gene Ontology annotation, molecular function: ubiquitin-protein transferase inhibitor activity. The transcript has 20 exons. Lineage: Eukaryota; Metazoa; Chordata; Actinopteri; Siluriformes; Siluridae. The coding region runs from base 242 to 2011 and encodes 589 amino acids. The record is from RefSeq and is a predicted model, not a curated record. Gene Ontology annotation, cellular component: cytoplasm.
CGGCAAGCGCCAGAGGGACAAAAACACCCCGUUGCGAGAUGCGUGAGUGUGUAGCUAACCGUCAGUGGUGCUCAGGACCACAGUGACACAGCGUCCGGCUUCCAGAGCAGCUUUCUUCUCUUAAUGAAAAAAAGAUAAUUAUUGCCAUUUCAGAGAAAAGUGAUGCUCUGUCUGUAAAUUGGGACUGAAACUCGAAGACACUGCAGGUGAUCUGGGUCUGAGAGCACAGAGAUGCAGUAAGAUGGCGCUGGAACAGUUCAGUGAUGUGGUACAGAGAUGUCAACACGUGGAGGAUGAGAACUUCUCUCCUGCCGACUUCGACGUGUUCCGUGCGGCAGGGACGAGCUGCAUCGAGCAGGGACACGGCGCUCACGUCCUGAGCGUCGUCAUCGACGAGAAAAACAAAAGCGUCGUGCGCUGUAUGGGGUGGAACCUUCUGGAGCCGUUAGUCAAAGUUCUGCUGAAAAAGGAAGAGAAGAACCUGCAGCACUGUCAGGCCAUCUUCUCUCACUUACUGCAGGUGUGCAGUCCUAAAGAGCUGGUGAUUGGUCUGCUGGAGCAGGUGGAGGAAGUGGAUUCUGACGCUGUGACUGAAAUCAUCACUCUGCUGCUCUCACCGUUACAGACAGUGCUGCUGAAGCUGGGGAAGAGGAAAGCCUCGACUCUGGGCAUGGCUCUCAACACCCUGCUCAGUCAGGUGGCCAAACUUCCUGUUCCUAAGAGCCGAGAGCAGGAGGAAGACGACGUGUUCGGUUUGUGUCGCUGCCUCACGGCUCUGUCACACUUCAUCCGACCCUUCGUGGAGGAGAUCAAGGAAAACAUUAAGAAGCAUUGCACCAUCUCCAGGGACGAUGAGCUCCGUGUGGAGGUCCUAAAAUUCUGUAUGAAGAGUUUGAACGAGCCUCUGCUGGACGUCCAGCUGAAGGAUCCAGACACGAUGGAGACAUCUCCUCUGAGAGACUUCGCCACAGACAUCCUUGUCACUGUGAGUAGUAUCGGUGAGUCUCUUCUGGACUUGUUGUCUCACAAUCUUUUGCGGAAGCGCAACAUUCCCGGGCUCCUAGAGGAGGAAGUCCGAUAUCCGAAGGAGUCUCUGGCCAGCUUGGCUCAUUUACUGUUUGUGCACCACAUCGCCGUGGACCUGUUUCCUGCCGUCCUCAGCCCAGUGUUUGCCCUGCAGUGUAACAUGGAGCAUGUGGGGCUGUUACUCAGCAGAAAUGAAGAACUCCGGUUAAAGAAGGGACUGGAGCUGUAUGAGAAGACGCUGGUGCGAGUGGAGGACAGCAGCCUGCCCUGUGACCUUCUGGAUUUAAAAUCUUUCCUGGAUGUUCCACAGGACUUGGUUCGGGUGAUGACGUUGUGUCCUGCUCAGGAUGUGAGGACGAAAGGACUCUCGGUUUUCCAGCUGAGCAUCGACAAAUAUAACACCGAGGCCAAGUACAAGUUUUUCAGGUGCAUGCUGAAAACCAGCGAUCAUGCCGGAGUGGAAGGAUUCAUCAUCAAGAACAUCAAGAACCAGAUCGAUCUCGCGUUAAAGCCGGGUCAUGAGAACGACUGGUUCCUGGGGAAACAUCUCCUGCCUUUACUGCGUCAAGUCCUGAGUCUUCCUCAGGGACCAGAGACCGACCUGCUCCACAAUCUCGACAGGAUUAUGGAAUCUCUGAAUCUGCUGCGUUAUCUGCUGAUCAGAGAUAAAGAAUGGAGUAAUGAGACAGGAAUAUGGAGCGAGUUGUGUGCGAUCGAGGAGAAUUACCUGAAGCCCCUACGCACAGGUUUGAACAUGUCCCGGGCGCAUUAUGAGGCCGAGCUGAAGAGCACCAAGGGGAAGAACAACACCACAGCAGACUCCAAAGCGCCGGCCUGCACGGUUACCGUCGGCAACAACACGUUACCCGAUAUGACCCCAGAAAUGCAGCUCCAGGUUCUGCAGUCCGCGCUCUACAUGUUCGACCUGAUGGAGAGCGUCCUGGCCCGAAUCGAGGAGAUCUCCGCAGCCAAAGGACAGACGUAGACGUGUACGGCUAGACGCCGAUCCACCAGUCGCCUGCACUGGAGCUUUAAAACAAACAGUCGUUUAAACCGCAGCAGCAUAGCGAGAGAAAACGCGCUCAUGACGUGGCUCUUGACGCUCGCUCACGUGUAGUAGCAGCAGCUGUACCAUAAAUCUCACAUUGUUACUAGAAUCAUCCAGGAGCCGCUCGGAUCAUGAGACCGUUAUGUUUGUGUGUUUAAUGAUGACCUCAAACGAGUAAAAAAAAAAGUACACGUGACGGAACUGACGUGCGAAUGACUUUUGUGCUGAACGAAUGAGCCGAAUAUAUUUUUGAGAUUCGCUGAGCUGAAGAUUUGCCUGUAAAUAUUAAAUAAAGGAUUUUAUUCCUGGACAUUUAAUAAAACUGCAUUUUCAUAAAAGA